CAAUUCUUGAAAGAGAUACUAAAUGAUCUGUGUGUUUACAACAAAAGAGGACCUAAUCAAGGGACACACGAGCUGAAGCCAGAAUACAAGAAAACCACUGAGGAUGUGGAUACGACAUAAGAUCAAUUUUGCUGUUUCCAGAAAUCCACUGAGGAAGUGGAUACUUCAUAAGAACAUGUUGCUGCGUCCACAAAGUUCAUGUGAACCAUGAUGCUCCCAGAUCAAAAUCUUUUCCCUCGAGAACCUGGCAUUCUAUGACUGGUGAUUUCCUCCUGGAAGAAUGUUUGGUGCAAAAGAAAUUGUUUUGUUUCAACUUUUCACCAUGCAAAAUUCAAGUGCUCCCAUAGUUACUGAAGACAAAUGUAAUGUGUUUCCUUGUCAGUUACAACAGAUCCCCAAGAUGUAUGCCGUCCUGGACACCCAGUUUUUAUUAACCUAGUUAUACUUUUUAGAGAAUAUGGGGAGAAUACGGUGGAAAAGAAAAAUGAACCCGAUAAACUAUUGAUUUCCGUGAUCUGACUUGGUACACCCAAGAUUAGUUCAGACGUAGCUGAUAGCAUCGUUUAACCAAAUUUCUGAGUGGAAGGUCACAGAAUGACCAGAACUUGUCUCAUAGGUCAACUUCUGUAGAUCUGAGAUAACCACAAGGAAAGUGGUUGUAUGCUUUCACAUUGUCAUCUGAAAUUCGCAACUUCCGCCUUGAAUUUUACCAUCUUAGUCGUUACUUAAACCUUUGUAAUCAGGCUAUAAAGGUAUUUUUCAGGCUGUAGAGGUAUUUGAUUUACAGUGAAAAGCAUCUUGUUAUGCUAUAUAUGUGGAAUAAAAAUAUUGUUCCAUAUUUUGUU
Elaeis guineensis (African oil palm) is the source of this 845-nucleotide messenger RNA. Lineage: Eukaryota; Viridiplantae; Streptophyta; Magnoliopsida; Arecales; Arecaceae. The record is from RefSeq and is a predicted model, not a curated record.